UCAGUCAGCAAACUGUCCGGAGGGGCCCAGAGGGGCCGGGUACCCCAAGGACCCCGGAGACCGGCCUCAGACCAAGCAAUGACCCCGGCACCGGCGGAGAGCUCGUAACCAAGACGGCGCCACCCACUCCCCCUUCCUCCACAGGCCCCAGGGUGCUGGGCACCCUGCUGUAAGAAGCAAGAGUACCGAGAGGCUGGACGGGGUGCUCCCUCUCGGGCAGAGGCCAGAGCUGUCUAUACGUUUAUACAUGGGGGUGGGGGGACGGGGAGAGCCUGAGGCGAUUAAACGCCUGAGACUCAGUCCGAGUUGCGCCUCUGUACCUGGGAGGGUGUGUGUGUGUGCAUGAGCAUGCGUGUGUGGGUCCCGCAGGGGGUCCGGCAGCCCGGGAGGGUGGGGCCUCAACAGGACCCCGCCCUGCAAGUCCACCCCACGGUUCUCAUUGGCCGGAGCUCCUGAGCUCCCGGCCAAUCCGGCCCGAGGGUCGUAGUGGGAGGCCCUGCCCCCACUCGGAUGCCAGGGGCCACCGCCGCCACCACAGGCCCAGCUGACCCGUGACUGGUGGACGACAUUCUGGACCCUCAUCUGUGGAUGUUAGAUGUGGCAGCCCAGAUGCCCCACACGGAGAAAUGGACGCCACCCUUUGACCCGCGCUUCCCUAACCAGAACCAGACCCGUAACUGCUACCAGAACUUCCUGGACUACCACCGCUGCAUAAAGAACAUGAGCCGUCGGGGGAAGGACUUGCGGCCUUGCGAGUACUACUUGCGUGUGUACCGCUCGCUGUGCCCCAGCAGCUGGGUGCAGCGCUGGACUGAGCAGAUCAAGGAGGGGACCUUCCCAGGCAAAAUCUGAGCGGGCAGCAUCGACCUCAGUGAGCCCAGUCUUGUCCCAGAGCCCCGGCUGACCUUGGUUUUGCAGUCUCUAAUCCGGAAAUAAAGUAGUGUUGCUGCUAGUG
Molecule: messenger RNA, 955 nt
Organism: Dipodomys spectabilis (banner-tailed kangaroo rat)
Lineage: Eukaryota; Metazoa; Chordata; Mammalia; Rodentia; Heteromyidae
Product: cytochrome c oxidase subunit 6B2
Exons: 4
Coding region: 589-852 (87 amino acids)
Cellular component (GO): mitochondrion; mitochondrial crista; respiratory chain complex IV
Source: RefSeq, a predicted model, not a curated record